Molecule: messenger RNA, 519 nt
Organism: Dendrobium catenatum
Lineage: Eukaryota; Viridiplantae; Streptophyta; Magnoliopsida; Asparagales; Orchidaceae
Product: F-box protein SKIP14-like
Exons: 3
Coding region: 1-519 (172 amino acids)
Source: RefSeq, a predicted model, not a curated record
AUGUCUUUGUCCCAGGUUGGGAAGUUAAGCAUACCUGAGUGUCUGAGGCUGAGUGCUGAGGGCGUCAUUAGCAGCCUCAAGAUUCUCAAGUUGUCAGGGAUGCCAGGACUGAAAGCCCUAAAACUUGGUAGGCUAUUCAUUGCAUCUCCAGAACAGUUUGAAGAAUUGAGAUUUUUAAUAAGUACCGAUGAACUGCAUCCAUCGAAAGUUCAUAAACUUAAGUUCUAUCACAACAGCAUUUCAUCUCUAGCUUGUGAUGACGAUGAUGAUGAUUAUUCCAUUGAUAUUGAGAUGUUUCCUGUUUGUCAAAAGUGUAGGCUUGUAUUUGAUUGCUCGUUAGAAAGUUGCCAAAGCAAGGGGCCUGAACAAUGCAGGGCAUGUAAUGUUUGCAUUUCAAGGUGUGUAAAAUGCGGGCGGUGUAUUAGCAACUGUGAAUAUGUGGAGACAUUUUGUCUUGAAUACCUCUGCUCGACCUGUUGGAAGCCUACUCCUCCAAGUGAUGAUAUACUAGAGAAAUGA